AGCCACAGUCGCUGGGUGGCGCGUGCACUUUGAAUCGCGUCUCGAAGGAUAGGCGUGUUUAACGUGACGCAGCUUCAAUUUUUAAUUGUCCUCGUAUCAUUUGCGCGAAAUCCGCACGCUAUGUGAAGCCGCCGAAUUGUCGCGAAGCGCCGCGGGACAUUCGUUGCUCGAGGCAGAGCCGCACAUCUCGAGCGGCGCGAAGAGAGGUUAGGUUUCUCCGCGGACACUUGCGCUGAUAUAAACAUGUCAGACAAGGAGACGAACGAUCACGAUGUCCAGCAGAUAUCCGACAGACUUCAGAGUGUCGCGACCAUCGAGCCGGCGUGCAACAAUGCGCAACCACAGCAGCAGCAGCAGGCGAAGAAUUCUCGAAGGAACGGUAAUAACGAUGCGACGCGUCACGCUGCGGACAGCAAGAAAGCUGGUGGUGCCGUCGCCACCGGCACCGUCGCCACCGCGACCGCCACCACGACCACCGCGGACGAUCACGUCCGCGUGAGGAACGUGCCCGAGCUCAAUCUACCCGAGAAGAUCCUCCUCGUCGUCGACACGGUGAGGGAGCAGCAGUGCACGCCCUUCAAACUCGGCACGGGCGCGACGUAUCCGCCGUUGUUCAUGAUAAAGCGCGUGGUGGAGAGCUUCGUCGGCGCCAAGUCCACCAUACAGCCCGGCGUGCACGAGUACGCGCUGAUGAGCCUGGGCUCCCGCGGCGCCUCCUGGCUCUGCGACUACACCAGCAACACGAAGACCGUCCUCAACCACUUGGAGAGCGUCGCGGAGGACGUGCCGGACGAGGAGCACAAGACCUACGACCUCGGGCUGCUGUUCGAGGUGAUACACGCGCGGGCGGCGACGCCGGCGAGGUGCCAGCCGACGUUCACCUCGCGCGUCAUCCUCAUCUACGGGCGGUCCAACUCGGUCCCCAAGUUCCACACCGGGCAGAAGUACCUGGAGAAUCUCACGGAGAAUCCCUACUUCUUCCUGGACGUGCUGUUCGCCCACGAGCCGCCCGGCAACGACAACAUGUGCGAGGCGGUGUACGCCGAGAUCGCGGCGCUGGACACGACGAGUUUCUCGUACAUCUUCGAGGUGGGCAGGAACGCCGCCAAGAUACACGACAAUAUGGCGAAGCUCCUGGCGCAUCCCCUGCAGCGGCCGCCGCAGAAGGACGCUUCGUAUACAUUUUACCUGAUGCCAGGCAAUCAGGAGGUGCACACCAAUGUAUAGUGCCGUGUAUAUUUGUCAGCGGAUAAGAUAUUUUCGUGGUGAGGCGAACGCAUUCUCCUUUGGGUCAGAUUUACUCUGUUAAUGCGGUACAAUUCCAAGGCGUUAUCACGCUUGCGCUCGUAUCAGUAACGUGUUUUAAACCAUUUUUUAUUUAUGUUUACCAGAAAAGAUGUAGCGAGAAAGAUAGCAUAUAUGAUAUACAUAUUGUUGUCAACUUAUCAUUGAAUAAAUCAUUUUUAUAUAGA
This is a messenger RNA of Vollenhovia emeryi, 1472 nucleotides long. RefSeq names its product BRISC and BRCA1-A complex member 1-like. Gene Ontology annotation, cellular component: BRISC complex; nuclear body; BRCA1-A complex. Bases 244 to 1227 code for a protein of 327 amino acids. NCBI's taxonomy places the organism in Eukaryota, Metazoa, Arthropoda, Insecta, Hymenoptera, Formicidae. The transcript has a single exon. The record is from RefSeq and is a predicted model, not a curated record. Gene Ontology annotation, biological process: double-strand break repair; protein K63-linked deubiquitination; positive regulation of DNA repair.